CAAAAUGUUCACCCGGAGUCCCUGAACAUGACCGGUCCCUCUCUGUUUCAAGUUCCCAGACACCGAUCUCCAAUUCCAUCAAAAUCCAAAAAAGGAUGCUCGUCGUCAGUGUCAUCAUGGUGAUGUAAAAGUUAAGGAAAUAUUAACAAUAUUAGCAGUGGUUACAACAUAGCGAUCCAAACUCUGGCAGAUCAACAACGCAUAAUUACAAUUGUAUAAACAUAGCACAUUAUGCCAAAGAUUGAAGGAGUAAUGCUAUAGAGGACGAUGGAGUCUAAUGAUGUCUUCGUGGAAGCUAGGAUCGAGAAUGAAGACGACUGAUCCUGGAUCGUGUGGAGAUCAAAGUACCUGGAGAACCUGUGCAGUGCUCAGAUAACUAUCCCAACAAAUCUGGCCACGUGUCUUGGGUCCGGAGCAGCACGUGCCGCUGUUUAGAAGUAUUUGCCAGCACGCGGCGGGGACACGUGUCCCUGAUAGGAUCGCUAGAUCCUCCGGACGUGAUCGAGGGUGUGUGCGGUGGAAUUCUGGCGGAGAUGAUCGGCUAAUCCCAGUGUGAUUGAGUCAACAGUACCGAAGGGCACUUCAGUGUUUGGACAAACGCGACAAUUCCGGUACUUCGCCAGAAGAUGAUGUAGCGAACGAAGAAGACCUAUCUCUCGAACAGUUUUAUCCAGUCGAGGGUUCUAGUCGCUGUGUGUGUCUUUACCAGUCGAAGGACAGAACAAGUUCAAGAUGUAUUCGAUGGACAAUAUCGAACUGGACAUGAUGAACCGCCAGUACAUUUACGAGGCGCACAGCUUCCUGGGUAACCCAGCAAUCCCAGCUCUGCCACCCCAUUGCGGUGCACCGACGACGGCUACACUACCCUCCAUACCUUCGCAACUGGCUUCGCAUCCUCCUGGUAGCACCGGCAGCUCCAGUGGCAGCGAGAUUUACCUCUACGACGAGAACAGCAGUGACAACGAGAGUGCAUACAGCAGCGACCAGGAGAACCAUACCAGAGACUACCAGAAGUUGGAGGAAAUAAUUAACAAGGAUGGAACGAUUGUUUCCAGAAGAAAUCAGAGUAGCAGGCGUAAUGGAGGAUCAGGGAAGAGUCCAAGGCAGGCAGUGCAACAGAGGCAAGCUGCGAAUAUGAGGGAGAGGAGACGAAUGCAGAACAUAAACGACGCGUUCGAGGGCCUAAGGGCUCACAUACCUACGUUGCCGUACGAGAAAAGACUGUCCAAGGUCGACACCUUGAAAUUGGCGAUCGGCUACAUCAAGUUUCUUAAUGAAUUGGUCAGAGCUGACACUGGGAACGAUACACUGACAGGAAAUGGUGGACUGUCGAGGUGUUCCGGUCGAGACGACUCGAAGAAGAUCAUAGUUCGUGGCAGUGAGGGAAAUCCCUUUAUUUUCCACUCGCUUUCCUGGUCCAGGAAAUCGGACAUCUCGCCGAAUGGGACGAUGUACGCGAAAGUGUGGACACCUGAGGAUCCAAGGACAUCGAAGAACAGCACGACGUUUGAAUAGACUGUUCAGGACUUGAUCAUCGAGUCCCAGUGUUAUUUAGUGUUUAAGAACAAAUAGGGCCUAGUCGUUUUACAAUCGUUUACCCCUUGGUUCUUCUAAAAAUAAUUUAACGAAUACUUUUCGUCUCGAAAUUAAGUUAAAAAUUUGUCGACUCAUUUAAGCAAUGAUUUUCGGCGUGCAAUUUUUUGUUUUUAUAAAAGUCGAAGCUAGUUUUCAAUCUAGUCAGAUUACGGUCCACAGUAUUAUUAUUGUUAAGAGUAUUUAACUGAAGUAUUUUAAUCGAAGGCAAACGAAGGAGUUUCUAAUUGUAAAUUGCAGAGAAUUUUCCGCGAUAGAAGCGAAUCUGCGAAAAUUCUGUCGGGAUUCUUUUACUUUCUCCCUGGCAAUAAAGAUGAUCUAAGCGAAUGGCAAAAUGUGCCGGCAGAAUUCGCGUGAACACAUGUUACAAUUGUACAUACCUACAGGACACUGCUAGGAAUAAGUAAUUUAAGUGAGUAUCGUUUGUACGUGAGAAGCAAUGAAGAUGGUGUCAUCAUUCUUGCGAAUGGAGUCAAAUAAAGUAGGUUCAAGGAGUUCAAAA
Megalopta genalis is the source of this 2095-nucleotide messenger RNA. RefSeq names its product 48 related 1 (gene Fer1). Gene Ontology annotation, biological process: regulation of transcription by RNA polymerase II; developmental process. Lineage: Eukaryota; Metazoa; Arthropoda; Insecta; Hymenoptera; Halictidae. The record is from RefSeq and is a predicted model, not a curated record. Gene Ontology annotation, molecular function: DNA-binding transcription factor activity, RNA polymerase II-specific; protein dimerization activity; RNA polymerase II transcription regulatory region sequence-specific DNA binding.